Molecule: messenger RNA, 2988 nt
Organism: Guillardia theta CCMP2712
Lineage: Eukaryota; Cryptophyceae; Pyrenomonadales; Geminigeraceae
Exons: 12
Coding region: 1-2988 (995 amino acids)
Biological process (GO): microtubule-based movement; intracellular signal transduction
Molecular function (GO): microtubule motor activity; microtubule binding; ATP binding
Source: RefSeq, a predicted model, not a curated record
AUGGCGGUGCGAGUGCUGGCGACUUUCAGUGGGGAGGAGGAGGAGGAUGGGGAGUCGACUCUGCUCACGACGUUCAAGGGAACGAAGACUGUAGAGACGAGCUUCCUUCGAAGGCCAGAUCAGAGCUUCACCUUCACCUUCGAUCGAGUCUUCCCACGAGGAAAACCAGAUGAGCUGAUCGCUUCUUGCGUUGAUGAAGCAUGGUACCAGCUAUCGGCUGGGCAGAGCUGCUGUAUCAUGUGUUAUGGACAGAAGGGGAGUGGGAAAUUUUCGAGCCUGAUAGGAAGUCAAGGGAAGCCAGGAAUAUUAUUGAGCUUAGUGGGAAACAUGUUGGCGAAUUCCAGGGAGGUCGCAACAUUGACCGCCUUCGACAUCUACAAAGAGACGAUCAGAGAUCUGCUGAAACCUGGAAACCAAUCAGCAGGAUCGUCCAGCCUGAAGCUACGUGACAGUGCGUCUGCGGUUGUUGUUGAUGGCAGCGUUGAGUUGGCAGUCAAGUCAAUCGAAGACCUUGAGGAGAACUUGUCAGCUUUCCAGGCAUGCAGGGGCCACUGUGUGAUAACCGUCCGACGACCCUCGGGUUGCAAGCUGUUCAUCGUCAAGCUGGUUGAUAGCGAUGCUGGUAGCACGUUGAAACAGGCGGGAGCCGAAGCGAACGAGACUCGGAAAUGGGCGCUCAAGUCCUUUACAGCUCUUGCCAACUGCUUGAAGGGCGCAGCUGAGAGGUCGAAAAUCAUCCCCGUGCGGGAGAGCACGCUUACACGCAUGCUUCGGGAGUGUUUCAACAGCGCAUUCAUCACGUUUGUGGGUCAUUGCCGGCAGGGCGAAUCUACUCAGGUAACAAGAAUGGCGCAGGAUGAAGCGAUGAAUACUCUCCGCUUUGCCCACAGGAUUUACACUGCAAGACCCCAAGGUAUGAACGGUCAAGUUGUCAAACCUGCAGCGGGAAAGACAGAAAAGCCAGCAAAGCCAGCUGCGGAGGAAAGCGAAAUCGAGCCGCGAGCGAGCUUGACUACUGUUCCUCCGCCUCCCGCACCUGCUUCUAAGGAGGCGCAGGUCAACCGAGAGCUUGGCAACGACGGUGCGGAAGAAAGAAAAACCUCGGCAGAGGAGCAAGAGGGUCUCAAGGAGCUGGCGCGAGCAUGGGAGUAUGCGUACCAGCUCGAGAACCUGAUCGUGUGGAUGGCGGAAGUGUUUCAAGUCGGAGCUUACGAUCCUUCGAAGCUCGAGGCCAUGCUCGACUCUAGCUGCAAGAAGUUCAACGGAGUCGGGUCGGGAGAGAACAGUAAGGACGCGUCGGCUAUGAUCCGAGACGUUCUUGCUAGUAGCAGCGAGGAGGUCCUGAAGCUUCCGGGGGGGCGAGACAAGAUGGUCAACUUCAGGAGGAACUCGGUGUCCAGCCCAUGGACAGGAGAGCUGCACCAGAUUCUACUGAAGCACGGGGUUGUCUCGCGGCUUGAGAGCAUAGAGCACGAGAGAAUGUUCAAGUCGGACUGGAGAGGAGAAGGACGUGCGGAGGAGGGGAGAGAGGUCGACACGCUGUCCCUUUCCUCCAAACCAGUCCGAGGGCAUGAGAUAUCGAAGCUGCAGAGCUACGAACCCCCUCGGGUCGUCUCUGAGGACGCCAAGUUCCUGCACCUGGACAGCAGGAUCCUCGAGCUCGAGCAGAACGUAAUCGGAGGAGCGGGGAAUAGCCUGGAUCUUCUAGAUGCCCAUAUUGAGUCGUUGAGGAAGGACGUGGAAGACUCGUUGGACCACAUCGACGACGAGCUGUUCGCCAACCUGCUCAGCCGCGUCUCCUACCUCAAGAUGCGGAGGGAGUGGGCGCGGGAGAACGACAAGGGCCUUGACCUGGACGGCAGCUCGCACAUGUUCCAACCCCUCCCCAAGAUCCCCGAAGUGCAGAAGAGCAACGGGAACAUCCUCCAGGACAUUCAGAACAUCCGCUCGAGGGUCGAGUCGAGCGCUGCAGACAGAAGCACACCGCUGGGGAAGGCUGCUGAACAUGCUGGAGAGUCAAGAAAGAGGAGGGCGGAGAACGCGCAUGUGCGAUGGUCGGAGCAGAACGAGGUGAUGGAGUUUCAGGUGACAACUCCGGACAAGUCGCAGGACGAGAGCGAGGAGGUCGAGCUGCCCCCGAGCUGGAGCAGCGCGAGCGAGGAGGAGCUCUGUGCUGAGAAGCUGCUGGACCUCCUGAGGGCCUCGUUGGAGACGCACGAGCGGCGGCACCAGAGCAAAGUCUAUGACAAGUGCUUCAGUGGGAGCCAGCUGGUGGACUGGCUGGUGGAGACUAUGGAUCAGGACAACCUGAGCUACGUCUUCGCACAUCUUGGGUCUGCCGCAGACUUCAGCGACGACGACACGCUCUACCGCUUCCUGGAUGGAGAGGAACAGGCUCUCGAGCUUCUUCGGCAGGCGAUCCUCCUGGCUCACGGCGAUGGGCCGCGAGACUUUGCGACUGUGCAGGAGUUUCAGCAGCGAACCUGCGAGCUGCAGAUGGUGAACUUGAUCCAGCUUCCCGUGGAGGAGCUGAGAUGCUUCUUCAUCAACAUCUUUAACGUGCUCGUCCUACACGCCAAGAUCACCUCCAAGUAUCCCUCCAACGACAGUCACGUCGUUCCUCGAUGCUCCUUCUUCCGCAACACCUCCUACCAGGUCGGCAAGUACUUCUACUCUCUGGACGACAUCUGCCGCGGCAUCCUCCGAGCCAAGAAGUGUCUUUUCCUCGAGUGCGACCCUCGCGUCCACUUCGCCCUCUCCUACGGCACUUCCGCUACUCCUCCCGCCCGCGUGUUCACGCCGGAGAGCCUCGACAGGCAGCUGGAGACGGCGACGAAGAAGUUCUGCACGGAGAGAGUGAAGGUAUCGGAAAGACUUCAGCAACAAUCCUUCGGGGCUACUAAGCUGGGUGGCGAGCAGGCUUCCUCCCUCGCUCUCCCACCAGAUCGCCCAGCUGGCUCAGAGGAAGGAUGUCAAGAUUGCGUUUGA